AUGGAUCAAAGUCUUCAUUCCAAUGCACCCGAUCUCGCUAGGAACUGGAAUUUUGAGAGAGUUCAACCACUAGACGAGGAGGAUACAAUUGAAAGCAAAAGUCAGGGUCUGCCUAGAGAGAAUUCCAUUCAGCCUCUAAAUUACCAGAUGUCGCAGAACAUGAUCUUGGAAAUGACGUCGACGCCACUCGAAUACACUAAUUUUGAGCCGUCAACGCACCUUGAAUGUUUUCAGGCCCCGGCGGGUGGUACUGGAGUAGAUCUGGACACAUCCCAUGCUUCUACUCAUAUUCUGGGCGGGUUAAGCCUAAACGGCGUUUUUGAUUUAGACAACAUCUCUCCUACCUCCUAUCCGCUUGCGAACUCCGGGACUCCCCUACCUGGUAUAUCUCCUUCAUCAGAGGGUGGUUGGAACCACGUUGGAUAUUCCAACGUAGAGUCCGUUACUCUCACGCAACGUAGCCCUUCGCGCUUUUUGAGCGUGCCUGCAUUAGUUGCAAGAGACUUCCCGGCGGUAAAUCAUAGACACCCUCACCUGCGUGAUCCAAAACUUUUGGCCGACCCAUUUCAACAAUGGAGAUUGCAAAAAUGGCGCAACCUCCAGGGUAACAAACCUCCGUACGGGGCUCAAAGGUUGCUACAGCUCGAUCUCAGAGAGCCUAGAAAGAAUCUGCAAUCUCAGUCUUGUUACCUUUAUGAACACCAAGGGCAGGCCUUACCGCCUGGUUCCGGAUUCCGUGUGUCCGAACCGAUGAAACAGCCAGACCUGGUAUCACAUCAAUACCGAAAUUGGAUGUCACGUUCGACUAUGGGAAACAACUUCAACAGCCCUGGUGUAGGCAUCUUACCCGACCUAAAGAUAUUUCAUAACAUUGGUUUCAAUAUUAAGGAGAAGAAUGACUCAAAUUUUCUCCCAGAGACAUUCUCCGAAAAUGUUGCAUACCAAUACCCAACUGAGGAACCAACAGGCGACCCCAAUGCUAUAGAUGCUUUAAAAUGUGUAACAACCCGACCGAACCCUGAAAUCAGUCUUGGAGCCAUUGACAUGUCCUGCGCCUUUGUCAUAUGUCAAGUUACAGACCGUGGUUGUCCAAUUAUAUAUACUUCUGACGCAUUUCGCCGAUUGACUGGCUACUCACACGAGGAAACAAUCGGACGUGACUGUCGUUUUCUUCAGGAACCAACUGGGUUCAUCGGACAUGGUUUAAAACGAAGAUCCUCUGAUGAUAGGGUAAUCCGCUACUUGAAACGCAAAGUAAACACUAGAUCUGAGGCUCAAGGGUGUCUGGUCAACUACCGAAAAGGAGGACAACCCUUUCUAAAUCUCCUUUCCGUAGUCCCUAUCCAGUGGCUUUCGGACGAGUAUAACUAUUAUGUUGGGUUUCAGGUAGAUCUGGUAGAUUCUCCACAGGUCGUCACUGGGAAAAACUUUGAUGGGUCGUAUAUAAUUGACUACCGAAGAAUGGAGCUUUCACCAAAUAUAUACGACCAAGGAGUCUUAACCAGUUCGCAAAAUAAAUACUUAUCCUUCGAAUAUCCAAAUCGUGACAUCGUCACUACUGCUAAAGCUAAGCACCUAAGACGUUUCUCUUUUGAAAACCCUUGGGAAAAAGCGCUUCUAGGAAGCUCGGAGUUCUUAUUCCACAUAAUAUCAGAAACUGGGGUAUUUUUAUACUUCACACCGUCAGCGUCCACGAUUCUGGAAUACGAAUCUAAAGAACUGAAUGGAUCAACUCUAUCCUCAAUCUGUCAUCCUAGUGAUAUAGUUACUGUGAUAAGGGAGCUUAGGAGCUGUGAGCCAGGUUCAGUCGUGAAUCUCCUCUAUCGCAUUCGAAGAAAGAAAAGCGGCUACACAUGGUUCGAAAGUCUGGGUUCCGUAUACAUUGAGUCUCCGCAAAAACAGAAAUAUAUAGCUUUUCUCGGAAAACUGGUGGUGGUCUUUGCCAUCUCCCGCGAUGAGUUGAUGAAGAAUAGUGGCAUGAACGAGGGCGAGAUUUUGGCGAAGAUCUCACCUUCGGGAAUUCUACUUUUUGUUUCGUCCAGCGGAAGCGCUUUUCUGGAUAGGCCGUCUGAAGAGUUAGUGGGAGAGAAGCUCCAGAAUCUGCUUAGCGGCGAGUCACGAGCAGAAUUUGAGAAUGCAUUGGGCAUUGCGCGGAGUGGGAAACAAGUCGCUUGUAAACAUGGAUUACAGCAUCGUCGAGGUCAUUUACUACAAGUACAAAGCACCAUAUACCCAGGUGGAGGACCUGACGCAGCUUUGAAGCCUACAUUUCUGAUUUUACAGAUUCGGCUCCUGAAGUUAGGGAGAACAAUAUUUGGUUUCCGGGCGAAUACGGUCACUGCGAGGACACGAAGGAAGGACACCAGUGCCCUAAUGAUUCGCCAGCCGGUCUCAUCAGAUCUAUAUUCGCGUCCAUCUUCAGAUUUAGCCGACCACAGCCGCAGCAAUCAAAAUAGCAUGUCCUCCUCGUCCUCCUCCUUUAUUACAAGGCAGCAAACUGCCACGCGAGCAUUACUUAAGCCGAACCCGACCCAUAUCACAACAUUCAAUACACAUUCCUCUGAUCCUUCCCGGUUCGGCAGCCGGCAGGAACAAGAGUGGGUGGAAAAAGAAAUUAGAGAAAGCUGCAACAUCUUCGAAGAACUGAACCCGACCCGCGCCACAAACUGGCAGACGGAGCUAGAUCAUUUGAGAAAACGCAACAGGUUGCUUGUCGAGGAGUUGCAUUAUUUAACCGCAUUGAAAAGGAAGCGAAAGCGGAAAAGGGAUGUUGAGGUGCCUGAGAAAGACUGCUCGCAGUGCCAUACGAAGACGACACCGGAGUGGAGGAGGGGUCCCAGUGGGAGCCGGGAUUUGUGUAAUAGCUGUGGAUUGAGGUGGGCUAAGCAAAACGGCCGAAUAACCGCAUUGCCCCGUAAAACUGCCUUCGAGUGACGAACCGGGACAGGACGUAGGAAACUGUCCUCUGAGAGCUCACAGACGCGUUUUUUUUUCGAUACAACUCACGGUGACAACGAUGGCUAUGGCUCAUGAAUCGGGGAUAGCAGGGGUCUGUUCAAUUCUGCUAUCUGGUUUUCUAGGCUCCAUUUUAAUGAUAAUGAUAAAUCUCAAUAUGUUUUGGGGCGAUUAUGAGAUAUGAUUAAUGUGCAACGAUUUGCAUAUGGAGGGGAUAUGGGUCAAAGGGACCAAUAUAAUAUAAAUUAAAUGAUUGAAAUGAAGGUAGUUGUCUGUUU
Histoplasma capsulatum G186AR is the source of this 3233-nucleotide messenger RNA. RefSeq lists its product as uncharacterized. The record is from RefSeq and is a predicted model, not a curated record. Gene Ontology annotation, molecular function: zinc ion binding; protein binding; sequence-specific DNA binding. Gene Ontology annotation, biological process: regulation of DNA-templated transcription. The coding region runs from base 1 to 2934 and encodes 977 amino acids. The transcript is spliced from 5 exons. Gene Ontology annotation, cellular component: nucleus. Lineage: Eukaryota; Fungi; Ascomycota; Eurotiomycetes; Onygenales; Ajellomycetaceae.